Messenger RNA from Colletotrichum acutatum, 2357 nucleotides. Its product is annotated as EF hand associated-domain-containing protein. Gene Ontology annotation, biological process: mitochondrion organization; small GTPase-mediated signal transduction. Gene Ontology annotation, molecular function: calcium ion binding; GTPase activity; GTP binding. Lineage: Eukaryota; Fungi; Ascomycota; Sordariomycetes; Glomerellales; Glomerellaceae. The transcript has 2 exons. The record is from RefSeq and is a predicted model, not a curated record. Gene Ontology annotation, cellular component: mitochondrial outer membrane. The coding region runs from base 275 to 2158 and encodes 627 amino acids.
CUAUCAGUGCCUUCCCACCACCCCCACCGGACGCAUCCUUGUAAAUCAGGUCGUCAUCCCCGUCGACCUGCAGCUCCCGUCCUACCCGCUUCAAAGCUUCUACAAGCCCGUUGGGCCAAUUCCAUCAAGAAAAAGCAGCCAUCUUCAGCCAGCAGUUCCCACCCACAAACGGCGAUCCGCUUCAUCAUCGACCUCCUUGUAGCAAUCAUUCACCAUAGACCCUACCAUGGAUUCGCAAUAAAAGCAUUUGUUGAAGCUGCAAACAAUCGAAACCAUGGCUUCUGUGCGCAUCUGCGUUUGCGGUGAUGAGGGCACCGGCAAGUCCAGCCUCAUUGCGUCGCUUGUCAAAGAUGUCUUCAUCUCCAACAAGAUCCAAUCCGUCCUCCCCUCCAUCACGAUCCCUCCACAACUGGGCACCCCCGAGAACGUUACGACCACCAUUGUCGACACUUCCGCCCGCCCUCAGGACCGAACGACCCUCAGGAAAGAGAUACGGAAAUGCAACGUCAUCCUUCUCGUCUACUCGGACCACUACAGCUAUGAGCGUGUUGCCCUGUUCUGGAUGCCCUACUUCCGCUCCCUCGGUGUCAAUGUUCCCGUCGUACUAUGCGCGAACAAGUCCGACCUGACGGGCGAAGGAAACACGCCACAGGUAGUCGAAGGCGAGAUGCUACCUGUCAUGUCCGAGUUCCGCGAAAUCGAUUCGUGCAUACGCUCGAGCGCGAGGGAGCACCGAAACGUCAAUGAAGUUUUCUUCCUGUGUCAAAAGGCCGUCACCCACCCCAUCGCCCCGCUGUUCGACUACAAGGAGGGUAAUUUGAAGCCAGCUUGUGUCGACGCCCUCAAACGCAUUUUCUACCUAUGCGAUAAGGACCAAGACGGGUGGCUCAAUGAUCAAGAGAUGCAUAACUUCCAGUCCAAGUGCUUUGACAAACCCCUGACCCCCGAAGAUCUCGAGAACAUCAAGCUGUCGAUUGGCAAGUCUGUCCCGCACUUGUCGACAGAGAAGGGUAUCGACCAGAGAGGCUUCUUACAACUCAACAAACUCUACGCGGAGAAGGGUCGGCACGAGACGAUAUGGAUCAUACUGCGCAAGUUCCGCUACACCGACAGCUUGAGCUUGGAAGAUAGCUUCUUACGACCCAAGUUUGAUGUACCCGAGUAUUCAUCCGCAGAAUUGAGCCCGGCUGGUUAUCGCUUCUUCGUUGAUCUAUUCUUGCUGUUUGACAAGGACAACGAUGGUGGUCUCAACGACAAAGAGCUAGAGGCCCUUUUCGCGCCGACGCCAGGACUUCCUGCCUCCUGGAUUGAAACAUCCUUCCCAUCGUCGACCGUACGCAAUGAGGCUGGACAUGUCACACUGCAAGGAUGGCUCGCUCAAUGGAGCAUGACCACCUUUAUGGAGCCCAAGACCACGCUCGAGUAUUUGGCGUACCUUGGUUUCGAGCCUGCAACCGCCAGGGAAACCACGACAGCUGCUCUGAAGGUGACCAAGUCGCGUAAGCGCAGGAGACGCCCGGGCAAGGUAGAACGCAAUGUCGUACUGUGUUACGUCCUGGGUGCUUCCGGGGCUGGCAAGUCUUCAUUGCUGGACGCCUUCCUGAAUCGGCCGUUUGACACUCUCCACCGACCGACGAUCAAGCCGCGCCGAGCCGUCAACAGCGUAGAGCUUCCUGGUGGCAAGCAGUGUUACAUGAUCAUGGAAGAGCUGGGUGAGCUCGAGCCCGCGAUAUUGGAUAACCAGGCCAAGCUCGACGCUUGCGAUCUUAUUUGCUACACGUACGAUUCCUCGGAUCCUGACUCCUUCUCUCACAUCGUCGACCUGCGCAAGCGAUACCCGCAACUGGACGACCUUCCCAACAUCUACACAGCUCUGAAGGCGGACAAGGAUAAGACAACGCAGCGCAGCGAGACGCAGCCAGACACGUACACGUCAAGCCUCAUGAUGAGCACGCCCCUUCACGUCACAGUGAAGUGGUCCAGUAUCAGCGAGCUGUUCAUUGCCCUUGCCGAGGCGGCGACGAAUCCCAGCACCGCGUUCCCUCGAAGCGAAGAGGAGCCACCAGACCGCACAAGCCUCUAUCUCGCUCUGGGCGCGACGGCCUGCGCUGGAGUUGCGGCUUUCAUGAUCUGGCGACGAUCGACGACGUCCGCUUAGAGGAGGGCUCGAGUCUAGGCGCUUUGUUUUCCCCUCGCUUGCAUCUGCUCGGAGUUGGCGCGAUUUCGCAUGUCUCAUCAUCCACUCGUUGAAAUACAAUUAUGAUACCCAACUCCGCCCUACACAUAUAACUAGGAACUUAGUCUCUAAUCAACGUAAUAUCACCGCAUCUUUCAGGUCAAAUAUCUCUUGUCCCCUA